CUCUCGAUGCUGUUUUAAUAAAAACUGUUAGAAAUGCACCUUCUGUUAAUAGAAAAAUAGAGUUUUUGAAUCAGGUCAAUAAAUACUUGUAAUAUUCCCAUUCUCACAGUCGUGACUAAGUUUUGUAAUAAACAGGAAUAUCUGGAGGACUACCAUCUGAACUGAGAUCUGCUGCUGUGGAGAUGGAGUUUAUGAAAGACAUCAGUGAACUGGAAACCUGGAGAAUAAAACAAGAGGAACCAGAAACAUUGAGAAAAACACACAAGGAACCAGAACCCUUGAUAAUUAAACAGGAGGAAACAGAAACCUGGAGAAUUAAGGAGGAGGAACAGGGAGAGUUGAUUGAAAAAAAUGAGAAGAGCGAAGAAUUGAGUGAAGUUGAGGAGAAAAAUCAUGCUGAAACUGGAGAAAAACCAUUGAGUUGCUCUCAAACCAAACCGAAAGAUUUGAAGAAGAGAAGAGUCAUGAACUCUUUUACCUGCACUCAGUGUGGAAAGAGAUUGACAAGCAAAUAUAAAUGUGCUGUUCACAUGAGAGUUCACACUGGAGAGAAACUCUUCACAUGUGAUCAAUGCGGGAAGAGCUUCACUCAAUCAUCAACUCUCAAGGAUCACAUGAACAUCCACACUGGAGAGAAACCGUACAAGUGUUCACACUGUGACAGGAGAUUCAGUCAGUCAGGAAUCCUGAAAACACACGAGAGGAUCCACACCGGAGAGAAACCGUACACAUGUGAUCAGUGCGGGAAGAGUUUCAAACAAAAAGAACACCUUAAAACACACAUGAGGAUUCACACCGGAGAGAAACCAUUCUCUUGUGAUCAGUGCGGGAAGAGCUUUGGACACGCAGCUAAUCUUAAGAAUCAUAUGAACAUCCACACGAGAGAGAAGCUGUACUCAUGUGAUCAAUGUGACAAAACCUUUCUGAGGGCAUCGCACGUAAAGAAUCACCUGAGAGUUCAUUCAAAGGAGAAACCACAUUCGUGUCAUUUGUGCGGACAGAGUUUUUCACAUCUACAUUAUUUUAAAGUACAUCAGAAAACACACUCUGCCGUGAGAGAAGAGUACAUGUGCUUCAACUGUGAAAAGACUUUUACUUCAGCUGAACAUUUGAAACGACACCAGAGGAUCCACGCUGGAGAGAAACCGUACACGUGUUCACACUGUGACAAGAGAUUCACUCGGUCAGGGACUCUGAAAACUCACCAGAGGAUCCACUCUGGAGAGAAACCGUAUCACUGCACUGCAUGUGGGAAGUGUUUCAAUCGUUCAUCUGCUCUACACAGACAUACAAAAAGCAAUCACCACCAAAUACUUUCAUACUCUUGAAGAUUUCUUUAGGUCUUGUCUCAGACCCAAUCUCUCUGGUCUCGGGCUUGACGCGGACUCGAAUGAGCUAGUCUCGACUACAACACUGCUGCGUCCUCACCAACUGAGACACAAUAAUGCAUCAAGCAGUAAAACAUCAUCUGGAUAAAUCUGUCCUGACCAGACAUUACAAGAGACAUGACAAAGAAACAUUAUCUGAAGUUUCACAGUGAAGAAAGUUCAUCUUCAUCUUCAAAACCAGCAGAUUCUACUGAGAGAUUCAGAUUAACUCAAAGAUGGAGUUCCUCCACAGAGAACAGUGUCAGAAAGGUUUAUUUUUGUACAUUAUUUUGCUUCAUUAAAUAAAUAUAAUUGUGAUUU
Messenger RNA from Carassius carassius (crucian carp), 1688 nucleotides. RefSeq names its product zinc finger protein 239-like. The record is from RefSeq and is a predicted model, not a curated record. Gene Ontology annotation, biological process: regulation of cytokine production; regulation of immune system process; negative regulation of transcription by RNA polymerase II. The transcript has 2 exons. NCBI's taxonomy places the organism in Eukaryota, Metazoa, Chordata, Actinopteri, Cypriniformes, Cyprinidae. Bases 183 to 1328 code for a protein of 381 amino acids.